UCCUCUGGUACCAAUUAUGGGCAGCCGACAUCGAUAAUUUUGGUGACGUUGUGCUCGGACGGAGCGAUCGGGAAUUUUUCACUGAAGGAAAAUUUAUUACAUGUCUGUUUUGAAAAUGGGAUUGUCAGGAGGCAACCAGAGGGGAACCGUUUGUUCGGUCGGUUUGGAAAACUCAGUGUGAAAAGGCUUCAGACAGGCUAGCACAGCCAGACACAACAACAUGGCAAAAAUCUGCAGUGAAAACUCCUUUUCAACCAGACAGCGGUUGCCCACCAACACACCUGAUGAGCUGGCAGUCAUUGAAAAUGGAGACAGCAGAGCUCACUCUCUUUGUGAAGACAACUCCGAGAGAGCGCUGUCUUCUGAGUCCCACAGAGACUCAUUCACAGGUGCUGGGGCAAUGGCCAGGCUCUCUUACUUCUUCUUCAUGCUGCGAAACUGGGCAACUCACAGAAUGAACCCAGAGGCAGAGAGGCAUGACUCAUUCCUGGAGCGCUUCAGAGGGCCUGAGCUCAAAGAAGUUACCAGUCGAGAGAGCAAUGCCCAGUCUGUGGGUUACAACGACACACUCCAUAAAAGAAAUCUUGCCAGUAAGUUCCCGCUAGCAAUGUACAACAUGAAUAACUGCAACAACACAGACGACAAGAAAGAGGACAAAAAAGAGGGGAUUAAAAAAGAUGAGAAAAAGGAAGAGGAGAAAAAAGAUGAGAAAAAGGAGGAGGAGAAAAAAGAUGAGAAAAAGGAGGAGAAGAAAGACGGGGACAAGAAGGAAGAGGAAAAGAAGGACGAGAAGAAGGAUGAGAAAAAGGAUGAUAAGAAAGAUGAUAAGAAAGAUGAUAAGAAGGACGAUAAAAAGAAGGAGGAGCCCCCGAAAGAAAUCUGGAUUAUGGAUCCAGCUACAGAUCAAUACUACAGGUGGCUGACCAUCAUUGCAGGCCCAGUGUUUUAUAACCUGAUGAUGAUUGUAACAAGAGCCUGUUUUAAUGAACUCCAGAACUCCUAUACAAAGCUCUGGAUAUUCUUGGACUACACCUCAGACUUCAUCUACUACACAGACACAUUUGUCAGAUCAAGAACAGGGUACUUGGAACAAGGCCUGCUGGUAAAAGAUGCCAAGAAACUGAGAAGUAAAUACAGAACAACAUCUCAGUUCAAGUACGAUAUGAUUUCAAUGAUACCCACUGAUCUGCUGUUUCUGAAAUAUGGAUUCAACAACCCAGAAUUUAGAUUCAACCGUCUUUGCAAAAUGUCAAGGCUUUUUGAGUUCUUUGAACGGACUGAAACCAGAACCAGCUUCCCGAACAUGUUUCGAAUCAGCAAUCUCGUACUUUAUAUCCUUGUUAUUAUCCACUGGAAUGCUUGCAUGUUCUUUGCCAUUUCAAAAACCAUUGGUUUUGGGUCUGACACUUGGGUGUAUCCAAAUAUCAGCCACCCAGAGCAUGGCCGCUUGGCCAGAAAGUAUAUUUAUUCCCUAUACUGGUCUACACUUACCCUCACCACCAUCGGAGAGACCCCUCCACCAGUCAGGGAUGUUGAAUACCUCUUCGUCAUUGCAGACUUCCUCACUGGUGUCUUGAUCUUUGCUAGUAUCGUUGGUAACGUUGGUGCGAUGAUCUCUAACAUGAAUGCUUCUCGUGCUGAGUUCCAGGCAAAGAUUGACUCUAUAAAGCAGUACAUGCAGUUUCGAAAGGUCACCAAAGACCUGGAGGCCAGGGUCAUCAAAUGGUUUGACUACCUCUGGACUGAGAAGAAGACCUGUGAUGAGAAGGAAGUCUUGAAGAAUCUCCCUGACAAGCUCAAGGCUGAGAUUGCUAUCAAUGUCCAUUUGGAUACGUUGAAAAAAGUGCGUAUUUUCCAGGAUUGCGAAGCUGGUCUCCUGAUUGAAUUGGUGCUCAAGCUGCAACCACAGGUGUUCAGUCCUGGAGAUUACAUCUGUAAGAAGGGAGAUAUUGGCAGGGAGAUGUACAUCAUCAAGGAAGGGAAGCUGGCUGUGGUGGCUGAUGAUGGAGUCACUCAGUUUGUAGUGCUCAGUGAUGGUGCAUACUUUGGGGAAAUUAGUAUCUUAGGAAUCAAGGGCAGUAAGGCAGGAAACAGGAGAACUGCCAACAUUAGAAGUGUAGGUUAUUCUGAUCUCUUUGCACUGUCCAAAGAUGACUUGAUGGAAGCACUCACUGAGUAUCCAGAAGCCAAGAAGGCAUUGGAGGAGAAGGGUAAAGCCAUCCUGAUGAAAGACAACCUGAUUGAUGAGGCAGUUGCCAAUGCCGGUGCUGACCCCAAAGACCUGGAGGAAAAGAUCAUAAAAUUGCAGAACAACCUGGACGUAAUGCAGACCAAGUUUUCCCAGCUGAUGGCAGAGUUCACCUCCAGCCAGACAAGGAUGAAGCAGAGGGUCACUGAGAUGGAAGCCAAAGUGAAAUCCAUACGACCAGAGGACCUGUCUGAAGUGGUGGCUGACAAAGACAAAAAAGUCCAGUAAUCUGAAAGAUACCUGAGGACUUUACAGCAAAUGAAGAGAUUUUUCAUUAAGAAUAGUACUGUGACACUUUUUAAAAGCCCAUGUUUAUAUCUAUUUAUACAUCACGUUCAUUAUCAUCAUACUAUGUCCAAUUGUGUACAGUGUAUGCAGCAAAUAUAUAUUUUUGUGUGCAUGCUAUGGUUGACAUCCAGUUUCAUGUUGUCAUGAAACUACUUUAGUAUGUUGAUCAGAGGUACAGAGGUAUGUAUGCAAAAAAAUGGCUUGUCAUAGCUGUAGAAUAAUGAGGAAUGUUUUCUUUUCCUGAUCAAUAUUGACAAUUUCCCCUGAAAAAAGUUUCUUAAGUAUGAAUUGAACACAAUAUUGCAACAGCAAUAUCCAUUUGAUGCUGUAUAUAAAUGUACAAAAUAAACUCAAAUGCCAGUUCUGUUUAUAAGUUGUUAUCGGCAUACAUUAUCAGUUGUAAAUCUGCAAUGUUAAAUGUCAAUAAACAUUAAAAUGUUCAUGUAACAUAUAUAAAAUACUGUAGGUUUUUUUAGGCAAUCUUGUCUGCAGCAAUGUGAGCACACUGACACGUUGUUCCCAUUUUAAAGUUGAUAUGGUGAACUUAGUAGCAAACAUUGGCCUGGUUGUACAUCUAGCAACAUUAACAUUCAUUUGGAGAUGUGUUUCUGGCCACCUGAUGAAUAGAAAUCCAAUAUUGAUCUCCUUUUAGCUCUGUUUUGGUUUGGCUUUUUAGCCGCUAAAUGCCCCAUUAAGUUUCACCAGAUAAUAUUGUGCUCUUUGGUGCUGAGCAGGUAAGGCUGAUGCCACCAAAAACUACACUACGAGAGUGGUGAGAGUGAAACCAAACAAUGAAGCUGUGAGCCAGAAAAUCAUAACAAUGACUUGAAAACUCUGUAGAGAUGAGAACUGCAGAGUCCAGUGAUAAUUCUCUGUGGGUUUGUCACUAAGAUCGACCU
Messenger RNA from Lates calcarifer (barramundi perch), 3435 nucleotides. It is a transcript of the gene cnga3a, whose product is annotated as cyclic nucleotide gated channel subunit alpha 3a. The record is from RefSeq and is a predicted model, not a curated record. Gene Ontology annotation, biological process: monoatomic cation transmembrane transport. Lineage: Eukaryota; Metazoa; Chordata; Actinopteri; Centropomidae. Bases 221 to 2476 code for a protein of 751 amino acids. The transcript has 9 exons. Gene Ontology annotation, cellular component: intracellular cyclic nucleotide activated cation channel complex; plasma membrane. Gene Ontology annotation, molecular function: intracellularly cAMP-activated cation channel activity; protein-containing complex binding; intracellularly cGMP-activated cation channel activity.